Messenger RNA from Lepisosteus oculatus (spotted gar), 2895 nucleotides. The record is from RefSeq and is a predicted model, not a curated record. Lineage: Eukaryota; Metazoa; Chordata; Actinopteri; Semionotiformes; Lepisosteidae.
GCCCUCUUCUUAACUUUUAGCUCUUUCGUGUGGCCGGUUGCUGUGCACCUAGCGUGGCGGGUGCAUGUUCCAAGACACCCCCACAGCUGGCUGCUCUCUUCAACGGCGUCUCCUGGACCGGACCGGGGCGCAUCAAGCUUUGCGAUUGAAGGCAUCCACGUGCCGGUUUUGUUUGCAACAUGGAAUGCGUUUCGUUCGAUCCUGCGGGCAUUUUAGUGUGAAUCAACAGGAAAUCGCUAUGAAGUAGAGAGGGCAGCUGACAAUGCUGUUGCUGUGAAAAGGCCAGGGAGCCGAAGAGCUGCGUCCCGGGUGGGCGAAGCUGCAAACGUGCAGGUUUUGAGUGGCUGAAGGCCAGCGUCCACCUAACUCGCGAGCAGCCCCCGCGGUGUUGCCCUCCAGAUGUUGACCGGUGCUCCCGUCUUUCACAGGUCUUCUCCAUGAAGAGGUACCAGGAGCUGAUCGCCCCCUACGCCCGUCUCCUGCCCCACGAGAACAUCAGCCGGGUGUCGGAGGUGGUGACGGGCGAGCGCAGCGUCUACGUCUUCUUCGCGCGCAGCUACGGCGACAUGCACUCCUACGUGCGCGCCUGCAAGCGGCUGCCGGAGGAGGAGGCGGCGCGGCUCUUCGGCCAGAUGGCGGCGGCGGUGGCGCACUGCCACGAGCACGGCGUGGUGCUGCGGGACCUCAAGCUGCGCAAGUUCGUCUUCGCGGACCUGCAGAGUGCGCACCGGAGGUCAGCUACCACCGGUGCAGCGCCGCUCCGGGGGCCCGGGAUGCUGGAAAACCAGCGCCCGUUCCGUCACGGCGGUAGCCACGACGAAAUGUUGCGUGUGUGUGUCUGUGCGCGCAUGAGCGUGAACCUCCAGCCGGCGCCUCGCGCUCUCCCCCUGAGGCUCAAGCGCCUGGACUUCGAGGACCCCCUGGACAGCGACACCCCGAAAUGCAAGCGCCCCCGGCUGAGCCAGCCCCCCUCGCCGGGCCUCGCCCCCUGCCUGCGGCCGCUGGCCCAGAGCCCGAGCCCCAGUGGGGCUGAGCACCGCGUCUCCUGCAUCGGGCCCUACAUCCUGCUGGAGGCGGGCGAGGGGGCUGGCAGCUUCCGGGCCGUGCACCGCGUCACUGAGCAGGAGUACACCUGCAAGGGGAUCUCUCUGCUGGCCCUCGGGGGUGACGUGCUGCAGAAACGCUGUGCUCAAGCCGGGGAUCUCAAGCCCAGUCCUGGCCUCACCUUUCGCCUGGGCGUGGUGCUGUACACCAUGCUGGUGGGCCGCUACCCCUUCCAGGAUGUGGAGCCCGCCGCCCUCUUCAACAAGAUCCGCCGGGGCGUCUUCAGCGUGCCCGAGUCGCUCUCGCCCCGUGCCAAGUGCCUGGUGCGCUGCGUGCUGCGCAAGAGCCCGGCCGAGAGGCUGGAGGCCUCCGAGAUCCUCCUGCACCCCUGGCUCCGCUGCGGCGGCACGGCGUCCGCCCCCGCGCCCCUCGGCCCCACGGACAGGCACGGCGCCGACCAGGUGGUCCCGGACUUCGACAGGAGCGAAGAUGCUGACUACUUAUAAUUAAGAGAAGGGGGGGAACCUCCCCCCCGAAACGACCCGACCGAGACUCGCCGGGAGACCAGGCUCUGCUCUGUGCCCUCAUGGCCGGGGGGCGGGGGGAGGGGGGCUGCCAGAACCCACAGCGGCGAGGAGAGCAGACGAGAGUCGGGCACGGUCUACCACGAACUGACAUUUUGCAGCGGCGUUGCGCUGGGCGGUGAACAAGGAAGGUUUUUGAAGAUGUCAUUGCAGCUGACGAGAUCUCGGAGGGAUGGGGACUCGGCCGGGUCUUUUUCCACGGCGGGGGGCCUGCCUGGGAGACGGGGGUGGGGUUAAGCGAUUUCGGAGAAGCUGUGGGAACCGCCCUGUGCGGAGAACUGCGUGUGCGCGCAAAGCAAAGGGGGGCGUUUCAGAGGGCUUCUGGGCCGGCUGGAGAAAAACGCCAUCCUCCUGAUGUUCUGUUAAAAAAUCAUUUCUUGAGACCACUUUCUUGGUUGGAUUUAGGUCAACAGGAGUGGCAGAGAGAAGCAAAAAUCGGCUUCACUAGUCCGAGGACAAGGGAAGCCCUUCAGAAGGGGUUUUUGUUUUGAACCAGGGCCCCAAUGACAGCCCACAGGCAGUGUGGAUUUUAGACUGACGCGAAAGUCUGCAUCUCCUCUGGCCCUUUCCUCACGGAUGGAAAAUCCCUGUGUGCAUCUUGCCGUGACCUGUCUGUUCCCUCCGUGUUGCUACCGGUCUUUCCCUUGGCACAACAGCAAAGCUGCAGGGUGACGAGCACAGCAGUGCGAAAGACGAAUAAUCGGGGGGGCGUGAUCUGGGAAGAGAACUGAAAUCGGCUGUAGCAUUACUAUCUUCGGAUACCUCUGAACUCCAUACUGUCCUGGAAUACUUGAUGCUCAAUGAGGUUGGUGCCUUGUUUUGUACUGUUGUUUACAUAUUGCUUUGCAAGCGGUAACCUGGGUCCAGGAAUUCAGAAGUGCCUUUAUCCACGAAAGGAAAGGAAGAUUUUGUUUGGUUUUUUUUGGGGGGAAAAGAAGCUGUUUGUUCUGCUGUUAUUAAUCCAAUCAUGAGUUUCCAUACCAAAGUCCUGCUCCAGCUCUGCCCUUCCUCAGGACACGGCCUGCAGGCCACACGUCCAGUCCAGCCCUGGUGGGGGCCGAUGCCCCGCCUGUGUUUCAGGGGGGAGGACGGUGGGCGCUGGGCUUCGGGAGCAGGGUGCAGCCACACGGGCGCGAGGAGCCCGCUGUGCAGCUGUGGUGCCUGCGGAAGUCUUGUUUUGUGAAUCUGUAAAUAACGUUUUCUAAUUUUGCAAAAAGACAUGCACACUACGUUUUUUUUGGGGGGGGGGCGGAAGGGGAGUAUUUGU